This is a messenger RNA of Electrophorus electricus (electric eel), 4173 nucleotides long. It is a transcript of the gene plekho2, whose product is annotated as pleckstrin homology domain containing, family O member 2. Gene Ontology annotation, biological process: macrophage apoptotic process. The record is from RefSeq and is a predicted model, not a curated record. NCBI's taxonomy places the organism in Eukaryota, Metazoa, Chordata, Actinopteri, Gymnotiformes, Gymnotidae.
CAUACCCUUUCUCACCACAGUUCUAUAUUUAAAUUUACUGCUGCAAUGAGCAAUGCUGGAGUUAAUUUAGCACUAGUGAUCUUCCUAGCCUAUAUGCGAGGCUAUUAUAAAGAGCAGAGCAUGUAGCGUUAUAUAAAUCCUCACUCACUAACUCAUCAUUACAGUUGAUAAAUAACCUGUUAAAAAAUAAAACGCCAGACUGUACUCUGAGACCCUCAACAAUAUUUAUGUGUAACGUUGCGAUAACUUUGUAUCCACUUAGCGACUAGUCCGACUACUCUAUUCCGCUUAAGAAGUGUUGUCUAUUGAAUGUGGCUUUCGGGGACUCACCGGAAACAAAACUUUUUUUUCGACACUAAGUUGUUUCGUUGCUGAGUCGAAAAAGGAAAAGAGAUGAACAGUGCACCGUUACAUAUUACAAUUCGCAGUUCCUUAUUUUCAUCGCGUCAUGUUGGAUUUGAGAAAGUUGUUGGCGAAAAUAAAUGAAAUAGGCCUAACUUCUUAUUGCCCUAGAUAAGGUCCGCAUCGAGUGUUUUGUACUUCACAUAACGGAUCAUUAGUCUUUUUAUCAUGGAAGAUGGCAUUAAAGAAGACCCAGCCAAGCCCAAAGAGGUGAAGUUGGUGGGCCAGGCUGGCUGGUUGAAGAAGUCUUCAGGGAAGUUCCUGGGUGGUUACAAAGACCGCUACUUUCAGCUGGACAGAACCAAGAUUGUUGUGUAUGACAAUGAGGACUUAAAGAACUGUGUGGAGCAUGUGGACCUGGAGAACUUUGAUAAAUGUCAUGAGUUACGCAGUACUUUCACCAAGAAACACAGGCUGAUACUGACGCGGGCGCCAAAGAGUGGGAGUAAGGUCUGUGAUGUUAAACUGCAGGCCCAAAAUCAGGAGGAAAAAGAGGCUUGGAUAAAGGCGCUUAAUGAUGGCAUUAACAGGGCAAAAAAUAAAAUCUUUGAUGAGGUAAAAGUUGAUGAACACUCAUCUUUAGAGCAUGUAACACGGACUCGGCCAAAGGGAAACCGAGGCAGAAGGCCACCAACCAGGAUACACAUGAAAGACGUUGCAAACUUCUCAUCAGAUGGAAUCUUGAGACUCGACCUCGAUGCUACCGGGAGUACACCUAAUGGAACCCAGUUCCAAACUGCUGAUGGGAAUAAGCAAAACAGUACUACUGAAACUCAGGAAGCACCAGGGGAAGCUGCGGGUGAAGAUUCUGCACAGCCGAAAAAAGUCCUGAAGCCACCCAUGCCUCCAUCAAUGGUGACCAAUGUCAGUGAAAGCCAGGAGAGUGACACCAAACCUGAGGAAUUAGCUCCAGCAAAGAUGAUCCUCAUGCCACCAAUGCCACCAUCCAAGGAGCAGAAACCCUCUGAAAAUCAAGAGGAACAGAAGCCAAGUGAGGAGGUGCAAGAGAAGAAGGCUGUGAAGCUACCCAUGCCUCCUUCAAAGGAGAACAAGCCAAGCACAUGUGGCAAUUGGGAGGCCAAUGGGGAGAAAGCUUCAGACAGCAAAGUAGAGUCUGGAGCAGUAAAUAAUCCUAGCAAGCCAUGUCUAGAUCAGGAAGAGCCAGACAAUCCAGAGGCACAUAAAUCUUCUCCAUUCAAUAAGACCACCCACCCCCCUUCUCCACCAUCUAAAGACAUGAAACCCAAGCAGGCACUGAUUAUAAGGGAUAUAGAGGUUAUUCCAGAGGAUAUAGAAGUUAUCCCAGGAAAUCAUGAAGAUGCUGAUGAUAAAGAUAAAACGGAUGUGAAGGAUAACAGUGCACAAUGCCAGGAGGGAGCUGAAGAAGAAAAUACUGUUAAGACAGUGGACAUUGCAUUCACACUCUCAAAUGAUGUUCCAAAACGCCAAGAAGUGAUGUGGGAUUCAUCCAAUUCAGCAUUGGAGGAAGACCCUGUAGAACAAAAUGUAGACAAACCUGCUUGUCCGGACACUGCUACAGUCACUGUUGAACUUGCAAAGCCUUACAUUGAGCUCAAAUUAACCCCAAGUCCAACUCCAGAGUCUGUUCAAAAGAGUCCAGGCCCUCCUGCUCUACCAAAAAAGAAACCUCUUAAACCACCUACUAAAAAGGAGGACAGUGGACCACAGAUUAGACCUGCAGUCUCCAUUAGCAGCUCAGUUCCUGCUGUCGUGUCACCCUCAGUAGAAAGAAUCUCUGAGAAUGUGCCUGCAGUUGAUAUAAAACCAACCACUCAAGAACCAAAAGGUGAGCACAAGGUUGUCAUCCUGUCUCUCAGUAGUGCAGGAGUAGGUGAGGACUCUAACAGAGUAUGUGGGACAGAGGUUGAAGAGAAGUCUGUAGACAGCGGUCAGCUCUCUGCUGAGGAGUCUGAAAAUAGUGACCAAGUAACAUCAUCAGCGGAUAAGUUGCAGGGUAGUUUUCAGGGCUUAGAUGGGGAAACCAGCGAGGAUGACCUGGAACCACUAGACACCAACAUGCAUGGCAUGGAGGAUCCACCUUCAGCAAACCUAAGUGCUCCACUCAGAGGCACUGUAGAGACAUCUGUCUCAAGCCCAUUACCUGCAGCAAAUCCGUGUGCUGAGAUUUUUGUGCCAAACUCCCCUUCCAAGAUACGGGCUGCAUCAGUGGGCAAUCUUAUUGAGAUCAAAGUUUUACCACAAGUAAGUGAUAUGAAGGACUUGCAAAAUAAAGUGUCAGUGGAGCUCAAAGAAACAGUAAAGCUACUGGGUGAAAUAGGCAAUGAGGAAGGCGUUAAAGAUGGAACAGAUGCAGGGAUCCUACUCAGUACUGCAAUGGAAAAGCUUCUGAAAGCUGACCAAUUCUUGAGAGAAGCCAAGAGUAUUAAACAGCUUGAGAACAAGAGGAACAGAACAAGUUGGUAAUUGUAAAAGCUCAAACAUGCUGGGUUAAUAGGGGAUGCUUAAAUGACUGGUUUGUUUACUUAUUUACCCCCUCCCCCAAAACACACACACACAGACACGCACACACACACACACACACAGACAUCUAUCCACUCAUAAAACUUAAACACAAAUGAUCAAGUGCAAUUAUAAUGCUAUUUUACUAUUGGGAUUUUAAUGGGAUGUUUGUCUGUAGUUUCAUGUCUUGGCAUUGGCUGAGCUAUGGCUUCAGUCAUAAAUUUUUUUAAUUUCAUUUAUGAGCUAACUUGAAGUAGAUAAAACACAAUUACAUUUAUGUCUCAUGUUAAUUUUCAAUUAAUUAAAUGAAAUUCCCUCAUAAUCAUGCAAAAUCAUGGAUCCAUUAACAUAUUGAUAAAAAUUUACAGAAAUCAAGAAGAGUAUCGCACAUUUCUUAUGCUUCACAUGAUUCCUUACAGAGCUAUUACCCACAUCUUCUUAAUGUACCACAUUAGUUUACAAACAAGCAGUGCCACUUAGAAAAGUGUUUUUAAAAAGUGCUCAAAAUAGCACACAUAUUCAAGCAGCCUGACAUGGAUUAGAGGAACUAAACACUUCCUGUCUGAUUUAGCACAGAGAUCAAUUUUACACGCAUUACAAUGCGUGCGAGCAAGGCAUAUAUUUCUGCUUUUUAAGAUUUUUUUUAAUUAAAAUGAUCGAUACCUCCAUUUCUUUUCAUCUGCUUUUUUCUACUCAUUAGAGGGUGAGCCCGCAGCUCUGAUGUACUAAUCGUUUGUCUUCUGUUUCUUUUUUGCUUCUUCUUCUUCUUAAACAUCUGAUAUGUGAACAGGGUCUGUCACACAGAGCAUAGUCUCCAGCAGUGAGCUUCAUUUAAUAGUGAACUUAUCAAGCACCAGUUGAAUUUUUCUGUUAACAUAUUUUCUUGUUUCCCUUUUCUAAUUACCCUUAUUACAUAGUAUAAUUUCUGUAAAGAUUUAACUUAGAUAAUUUGCAUCUUUCAACAAAACUGUAAAUACAUGACUACCAAUGAAUUGCUUAAUAUUUAAGUUAUUAAUAUUCUGACAUGGUUUGUUUGCAAUUUCCUUGGAAGUAAAAAUAAGGUCAAAUUUAGAUGCAGACUCCAAUGUACUGAACCAAUGAAUAAUGUUUUACUUCUAAAACUAUAAAGAUCUAGAACUUUAUUCUGUAAUAUAUUACUUGUCUAUGAUUGCAUUUACUAACUGGACUAAUAAAGUUUCUAAAUACCUAUUAAAUCUGCAGGAAUUAAAUAAAAAAUAUUGCUUGCUAAGCAUGUAUUAAUAAAGAUGUCUUCCCUGCUGUGUUUGAAAA